Molecule: messenger RNA, 550 nt
Organism: Belonocnema kinseyi
Lineage: Eukaryota; Metazoa; Arthropoda; Insecta; Hymenoptera; Cynipidae
Product: neuropeptides capa receptor-like
Exons: 2
Coding region: 179-505 (108 amino acids)
Biological process (GO): neuropeptide signaling pathway
Cellular component (GO): plasma membrane
Molecular function (GO): neuropeptide receptor activity
Source: RefSeq, a predicted model, not a curated record
AUACAGUUGAGUGCUACCGAUUUCAACGUGUAGGAAAGCGUUUCAAUCUUCUUAAAGUUUAUACCACUGAUUGAUUAAAAAGUUUGUUUUCAUUUUCCUGAAACAUCUUUCAGCAAGUACUAAGAACGUUGGAAUUGUACAGUCUUAUUCACCAGAAAAAUCGAAAAGUUGAAAAAAGAUGGAUUCGCCCACAGACGAAGAGAGCGAGAAUAUGAAAUUUUUGAGAUAUUUCAAAUCCGCGAAUCUCACUGAAGAGGACUAUCUAAUUAGUCUUCUCGGCCCGAAACACUUAUCAUUGCAUGUGGCUAUUCCAAUGACCAUAUUAUACUUGGCAAUAUUUUUUACGGGAAUUUUAGGAAACAUUAUCACUUGCAUGGUCAUCAUUAAGAAUUCGUCAAUGCAGAAUGCAACAAACUAUUACCUCUUCAGUCUCGCCAUAUCGGACCUUACUCUACUUGCUCUCGGAAAAUAUUCAACCUCACUUGCAGUUCUGUUCACCCACUGAUAACUAUUGUUUAAAGUGUGAAAAAGGGUGUCCGCAAAACUAAAA